AUGCCUCUCGUCGUCCCCGGAGUUACAGCCGAUAAUAUGGAGGACAAUAAGACACAGGAGUGGACAAACAAACUCGUGGGCAAAAAGUUGUCAGAGGAGCCUUCCUCCGAAACGACAGACCUUCCCCCGCAAACACGCGUACUGCCCCCCGGCGCAAUUGUUACCAAGGACUUUCGCCCUGAUAGACUUAAUGUUCAUGUGACUGAGGAUGGGACUGUCUCGCAUGUGACACAUGGUUGAGAGGAAUUGGAGAAGGUGGUGGGGGAAGGGGAAACAAAUCGACCACGGACAAGGCUUGAUCUGUUAAACUAGUUGUUCAUAUUGCUGUUGCGUUCGGCACCUAAUAAUGCUGAUGUAAGGCUCUAGAUACUGAAACGUG
Thermothelomyces thermophilus ATCC 42464 is the source of this 379-nucleotide messenger RNA. RefSeq lists its product as uncharacterized. Lineage: Eukaryota; Fungi; Ascomycota; Sordariomycetes; Sordariales; Chaetomiaceae. The record is from RefSeq and is a predicted model, not a curated record. The transcript has 2 exons. Bases 1 to 240 code for a protein of 79 amino acids.